GAGAAUAAAACAUGCCAGACUUGAUCCAUGUCAUGCGUUUCACGUCCGCGCAACACAGAAUAAAGCUUCUCUCUCUCUCUCUUUUGAAAUUUCUUAAUUUCCGGGGGAAGAAGGGAUUUCUUCUUUGCAACUCAUUCCAUUUCAAUCGAUUUCUCCUUCGACAAUGGCUUCCACACCAUUUUCACCCGUACACUCCAAUGAGGAAGAAGGCAGGGAUGAUGCGUGCAAGGCAGACAAGGAAGAAAGACAAACCUUGGUUGAUCCCAAUCCACUGGAAACAUCAAUUGUGGCGGGGAAUUUCAGGCCUCCGCCAUCUCAAUUCCGGUCGAAGAAGAAAAUGGCAUCUGGAAAGCAAAAGUUCAAGAGCACAAGCCUGCCUCCAUCGGCCGCUUCAUCUCCCAGAUCCUCUGAAGAUUCAUUCAAAGGUGAAAAGCCUGCACGAUUGUGGAGCAUGUACAGUGAUCUAACUCCAACCAUGAGGAAGUGGUCAUUUCUUCGACCUGGCUCAUUUAACCGUGCCAGAUCUUGUCAUAUUGGCGAAAGAACGUGUGAUUACUCGGACGAGUUUGAACUUGGAAAAACAAUGAGUCGCGAGGACAGCAGAUACUCUGAUGCAAGAACAAACAGCUUUGGUUCCGAGUAUAAUUCUUCUAGCAGCAGAAGUGGCUCCGAGGACAAAUACCACCACCCCGAAACAGAUAAAGUAUACAAGUUGAACAAAUCCAUGAACGAUGACCGUGCCUUUCAUUGUGGAGCAAUGUGCAUGUUUUUGCCAGGCCUUUCAAAAGGGAAACAAGUGAAGAAAGAGAGUGACGACAAUAGCAAAGGGUAUGUAAGUGAUGGUGAGGUUAGUGGAAUGGUGGCAUCUACUAGGGUGUCUCUGGUGGCAUCUACUAGGGUGUCUCUAGAGAAGUUUGAGUGUGGAUCUUGGAGAUCUUCGGGCGUUACAGAUGAUGAUGCAGGAUCACAGGCUGGUCUCUUCUUUGAUCUACCUUCCGAACUAAUUAGAUCUAAUGGCAAUGAUACAACGUCACCGGUCUCGGCAGCAUUUGUGUUCAACAACGACAAGGUGCCCGGGCUCAGUGGUGUGCUAAAGAAGAACACUUCAUCCUUGCCCAGGAAAUCUGUCGACUCGUCGCGCCAUGUACGCUUCUCUCUCAGUUCACAGCCAUCUUUCAUGAAACAAUCAUCUUCUUCCAGUAUACAGACAGCCUCACCCUGCAUCAAGAAGGUCAGGGAAGACUUCAGUGCAUAUUUAGAGGCCUCUUCGUAAGGUAGAAUGAUGGUUCUCCACCUCAGCCGUUAGCUCAAUAUCCUGGAGUCCCUUUCAUAGAGUAAGGUGUAUCCCUCACCUUAGCUGCUGGUAAUGCUUCUUCAGUUGAGUUAUUACCUACGAUUAGAAUUUCAUUGGUUGCUUUGUGAUGUAAAAGAAUAUAACCAAAUUCAAUUGAUUCCAGUCGUUAUCACAUGAUAUUAAUGCAUGUGGGUUUCUCCUUGUCGUAGUUAACGUACUUGUAUACUCCAAUAUAUCGAAAAUUUGAA
Nymphaea colorata (pocket water lily) is the source of this 1542-nucleotide messenger RNA. RefSeq lists its product as uncharacterized. Gene Ontology annotation, biological process: response to photooxidative stress; photosystem I assembly. Gene Ontology annotation, cellular component: chloroplast thylakoid membrane. The transcript has a single exon. The coding region runs from base 164 to 1273 and encodes 369 amino acids. NCBI's taxonomy places the organism in Eukaryota, Viridiplantae, Streptophyta, Magnoliopsida, Nymphaeales, Nymphaeaceae. The record is from RefSeq and is a predicted model, not a curated record.